AUUAUUAAUCUUGUCUGCAUGAUAUGCAAAUUAGACUUCACUAUGUCCAGUGACACAGCUUUGGGUUAGAAGCUGUGUCAAGUUGCUGGCAAAGAAUAUCUGUCAAGGGAUCAGGGCCUUCCAACGGAAUGGCGUGGAAUGCAACUUGCCUGAAUUGGCUGGCAGCGGAGGCUGCCCUGGAAAAGUACUAUCUUUCCAUUUUUUAUGGGAUCGAGUUUGUUGUGGGAGUCUUUGGGAAUACUGCUGUUGUUUUUGGCUACCUCUUCUGUCUGAAGAACUGGAAUAGCAGUAACAUUUAUCUCUUCAACCUCUCUAUCUCAGACUUGGCUUUUUUGUGCACCCUUCCCAUGCUGAUUAGAAGUUAUUCCCAUGGAAAGUGGAUAUACGGGGAUGUGCUCUGUAUAAGCAAUCGAUAUGUGCUUCAUGCCAAUCUCUACACCAGCAUUCUCUUUCUCACUUUUAUCAGCAUCGAUAGAUACCUGCUCAUGAAGUAUCCUUUCCGGGAACACUUUCUGCAAAGGAAGGAAUUUGCUAUUUUAAUCUCUUUGGCUAUUUGGGUUUUAGUUACCCUAGAGCUACUGCCCAUACUUCCUCUUAUAAAUCCUAAUCUAGCUGCCAAUGGCACCAACUGUAUUGAUUAUGCAAAUUCUGGGGACCCCCACAACAGCCUCAUUUAUAGCAUGUGUCUAACCUUCUUGGGAUUCCUCAUUCCUCUUUUGGUGAUGUGCUUCUUUUACUUCAAGAUUGCUCUUUUCCUGAAGCAGAGGAGCAGGCAACUUGCUACUGCUUUGCCCCUUGAAAAGCCUCUCACCUUAGUCAUCAUGGCAGUUGUGAUCUUCUCCGUGCUUUUCACUCCCUACCACAUUAUGCGGAAUGUGAGGAUCGCUUCACGCCUGGAGGAGUGGAAGGAGUACCAAUGCACCCAGGUCGUCAUCAACUCCUUUUACAUCGUGACCCGGCCGUUGGCCUUUCUGAACAGUACCAUCAACCCUGUCUUCUAUUUCCUUCUGGGGGAUCACUUCAGGGAGAUGUUGAUGAGUAAACUGAGGUACCAAUGGAAAUUCCUUACAUCCUUUAGAAGAUGAGGUCUUGGAUGGAUGUUCCCACUCAUCAAAAGUGAGAUGCUUCUGUAACGGAUUGUUUUAUAUAUGCAGCAGUCGGCCAGUUACAUUUGGAUUCAACACACAGAUGUAAAUCAGAGAGGGACAGACCUGACACCUGUUUGAAAGACACACUGCGUCUGGAUUAUGUGAAAGGAAGAAAAUGGGGAGUAUGUAUUGGUUUCCUCACCUAAGAACUGAAAGGAGUUAGGCCAGCAUUGUCUAACGUUUUGAACAUGGAAGUCCAAAACCCUACGUGUUAUGAGACUGUCUCAUCAGUAUAGAAGAAAUAGCAGAUAGAUGCAGCACCAAGUAGUUUAACCAUUGGUCAGAUCGUAAAAAAAGAAAAAAAAUAUCUGUGUUGGCAACAUUGUCUAGGUUAUUCUUAUUUCUUUGAUGUUAUUAAUGUGAAAACUGAGUAACAGAUUAGGCAUAUAUGAUUAAAGUUUGGGGUGAGAAAUUGUGCUCUUCAACAAAAUUUAAAGUAAACAGUAGCAGGAUCCCUGGGUGGCGCAGUGGUUUGGCGCCUGCCUUUGGCCCAGGGCGUGAUCCUGGAGACCCAGGAUUGAAUCCCACAUCAGGCUCCUGGUGCAUGGAGCCUGCUUCUCCCUCUGCCUCUCUCUCUCUCUCUCUUUCUCUCUCUCUCUCUGUGACUAUCAUAAAUAAAUAAAAAAUUAAAAAAAAUAAACAGUAGCAGUAAGCAAGAAACCAAUGCCUUGAGUUCAAGGAUGCCUAUAUGACAUUUCUUUAGGUUGGUCAUGAAUUGGGGUCAAGUUGUAAUCAUAAGUCCUAUUUUGUUAUAUGGCUUUUAGUGCAAAGAAUCAUACUAAAUGGAACCCAAAGAGAUGGUUCAACAAAGAGAGAGACAGGUUCGAGCUUAUCUCUCAAGGAAUUUAGGUUUAAAUGAUUGUACCAGAAUCCUAGAUGAGAGGUAUCAAGGAGAGCUGCAAAAAUCUCAGAGUUCUAGAACAGAAAGCGCCUUUCAGAAAACCCAAAGCAAGUUAAAAUAAAAGAAAACAAAGGUAAAUGCUUUUGGACAACUUUAUCUCAAUGACAGUGACUUACAUCUGGAAUGAGCCUUGUUUUCACAGAACAUCACAGAAGGCCUUGAAGUAAGUGUACUAAACACAAUGCACUUCAUGAAAUUGUAGAAAAUAGGGAAUAUUUAUGUGCAUAUCAAUAUGGAUUAUCCAGAUACUACUCCAUGUCACAAAAUAAAUACAGGAAAAAAAUAAAUGGAUGCUCCAUUAGCUUUUUAAAGUCAAAUUAAGUAUCACACAGUAAUUCACUUAUACGCGACAAUAUGCAUCCAAGGCCACAUAUCUACACUCUUUUUCUUAAAGUUAUUAGCUGUAACAUAAAGGAUACAAUAAGCAUUAUGAGUGCAAAGAAAUAAAAUUCUCUUGCCCAUCCUGUUCUGAGAUGCUCUGGUGCUGUUAUUAUUCUGACAUUACAAAAACCCAAAAUACUCCCAGUUAAUGCUUCCAAUACGUGAAGCUACUGAGGUAUUAUAAAAACAUAUUACUCCCAUAGGAUGUAUUUUCAUACUUAUCAUUAGGCUUUAAGAUAUUUUUUCAUGCCUUGCCUUUAUCGUCAAUAUUUUAAAAAUUUUAAUGUGAUUUCAUAACUGCCUCAUAAUAAACUGAAAACACAAUCUCCUGAAUUUCCUCAUCAAAAAAGGCUACGAAAGGGCCUUAGGAAAGAAGCAUUCGCUUAUUUCUGCAAACAUAGAAACAUGAUUUAUUUGUAAUUUGUGUUUUAUGCAUGGGCUUUAAUUUGUAAAUAUGGCAUUCAAUUUUCCCCACCCCUACCCAAAGAAGUAGUGGACUCCUUUAAAUAGUACAGCGAAAUAUUUUAUGAGACCAUAAACUCUCAGAUACAUCUUGUAACCAAAAUGUUAAGUAAUUUCAUAGCACAUUUCUUAAUCCUCUUCUUGCUCAAAUCUAUCAUCCUGUAACCUAAUCCUCAAUAGACUAAAGACAUCUGCCCUAAAAUUAUUAGAGCUAUUCCAUUUACCUUUUGUACUAGGUGAUUGUGAGAAGCAUAA
Nyctereutes procyonoides (raccoon dog) is the source of this 3147-nucleotide messenger RNA. RefSeq names its product succinate receptor 1 (gene SUCNR1). Gene Ontology annotation, molecular function: G protein-coupled receptor activity. Gene Ontology annotation, biological process: G protein-coupled receptor signaling pathway. Gene Ontology annotation, cellular component: plasma membrane. The transcript is spliced from 2 exons. The record is from RefSeq and is a predicted model, not a curated record. Bases 129 to 1085 code for a protein of 318 amino acids. NCBI's taxonomy places the organism in Eukaryota, Metazoa, Chordata, Mammalia, Carnivora, Canidae.